CGUGAACAGACCGAAGUACAGAUUUUCAGUACCAUCAGAACGUUUCGAAACGCACCAAUUCAGAGAAUUAAAAGCGCGGGAAACAAAACGCAUGCGCAGCCUGUAAAAUUACAACGUUCUAACCAGUUCCAAGCAAUCCAAACUGUGCAAUAUUUAUCUUUUAAAUCAAUGUAUUAUAGUACUUCAUAAACAUUACCAGCAGGCUGAAUUGUCUCCGUCUGGAGGCAGGAAUCAAAACGAGAAAAGAAGAUCAUUUUGCAUCAGGAAAGCUUCUAUAUGAAACAAGACUGAUAAUCAUGGAACUAGAAACAAAAAAUAAAAUAAUUGCUAAUUAUAAUAUGUUCUUCUAUGCGACCACGUGUCACGUUUGCAAACGGUUUGGAGACGGCGUCUGUUUGAAGAAAUGUGGUGGCUGCAAAAUGAUCGCCUAUUGUGGUCGACAGCAUCAGAAGCAGCACUGGUCGCAGCAUAAAUCUUUGUGCAAAGCCACACAGGACGUACUGCGAGAGUUCAGACUGGAAGACUAUAGUGUAACUUCGGAGGAGUGGGACGACAAAAAACUGAACUUGAUCCUGCUUGUGUCAUUCAAGCUGGGACGUCCUCUAGAAAUUUACGAGAAAGAAAUGUUCCAGUUUCCAAGGGAAUGUACAGUCUGCCAUGAACAGGAUGGUCAGUUGUUGGAGGAUUGUCAGAGCUGUGCAUCUGUCAGCUUCUGUAAAUAUCACAAAGAUAGCAUUAAACAUGAACACACUUGCGUUCCCCUAGAACUAUGUUUUCAUUCAAAUUUAUUGUUUAUAAAUGGAGAAAACAAUACUUUGGAUCUGCAUUACUUGCAACACGUUUGUGACACUGAUACAUUUCGGAACAUGAAUGACUUUAUAAAUACUUAUGGAAAUAUUCAGACUGAAUCGGAAAUGUUAUACAACAUCUUAGCAGCCAGACACUCACAAUAUAUCACACGUCCCUUGACGUUGUUCCAUGCCAUGCAAAUAUUAGACUAUGUACCACAACGCAAAGAUUUAGUCAUUCAUGUUGUAGCUGCAAAUUAUAUUGAAGAAACUACCUUGAUGACAUGGGAAAUCCUGCUGCAUUUAAUAAAGGCUACAAUAUCGCUGGUAGUUAUAAUGAUUGGGCCGGAAUUAAAAUAUAAAUCCAAUCCAUUACGUAUUUGUGAUAACUGUAUGCUGCAAAAGAAGAAACUUUCAUUAGAGUUUCACGAUGUGUUGUAUGAGAACUACGUACGCAACCCAUUAUUCAUAAAACCGGACUUGGUUGUGGGAUUUAAUGCGGGUAUUCACGAGCAUAUCUCCAAUGGAGAAACAUGGACACCAUCCAUACAGAUGCUAAUGAAACAAAAUUGUCCGUUAAUCUUAACAUGUUAUAUGCAAAAAGAAUUAGAGCAAGAGAUAAACAGAAUAAACACUAUCCUGGAUAGAAAAGUAAAUUAUCUCUAUAGUGGGAAGAAUCCAUUUGCUAGUUUAAGACCAUUCAGAAUCCUUGGGCCUGAGCAAGUGUUUUAUCAGAAUCAUUAUUUAAUCGUCUACAGGAGUCUUUGUUCAUAACUGAUAUGCAUAAUCAGAGUUGGGAACUUAAAAAAAAAUAACGCGUUACUGUUACCGUUUCUAAUUUCUCACUUUAAAAAGUAACGCGUUACCGUUACUUAUAGAAUUUUAUUCACUUCAGCUUACAAAUUGCCAAGAAGAGGACUUGGUUCAAUUAUUUCUUACCACACACAUCCAUCCAUACCUUUCUUAUCGUUUAGUUCAUCUCGCUUAUCCUAGAUAUUAUCCUCUGUUCCCAAUACUCUUAUUUUUUUUCUCACCCUAACUAUAUUCACAGUCAUUUAAAUUCACAACCUGUUCACAGCACUCGUUUCAGACUACCUAUCUUACAACUAUCUUACAAGAAGUACAUAUAUUUCGCAUAUGAUCUUUACCUAUCAACCACGCCCUAGUGCCUCAUGAUCUAUCAUUUCACCAUUAUUUCUAUUGCCUCUUAUCCUUAUCCUGUUUUUCCUUACUUCUAAUUACUUUCUCUCUCUCCUUCCAUAAUUUACUUAUCAUUGUCCCUUUCGUCUCAUCUAGAUUU
Messenger RNA from Mycetomoellerius zeteki, 2088 nucleotides. RefSeq names its product putative protein MSS51 homolog, mitochondrial. Lineage: Eukaryota; Metazoa; Arthropoda; Insecta; Hymenoptera; Formicidae. The record is from RefSeq and is a predicted model, not a curated record. Bases 297 to 1562 code for a protein of 421 amino acids. The transcript has a single exon.